Spinacia oleracea (spinach) is the source of this 951-nucleotide messenger RNA. RefSeq names its product F-box/LRR-repeat protein At4g14096-like. Bases 1 to 951 code for a protein of 316 amino acids. The transcript has a single exon. Lineage: Eukaryota; Viridiplantae; Streptophyta; Magnoliopsida; Caryophyllales; Amaranthaceae. Gene Ontology annotation, molecular function: protein binding. The record is from RefSeq and is a predicted model, not a curated record.
AUGGGAAUUUGUUCUAAAUUGAAGGCGAGCCAUGAUGGUGAGAAAGACAAGAUCAGAAACUUACCAGAUGGCAUCAUAACUCGUAUCCUCUCAUUACUUCCAACAAAGAAUGCUGUAUCAACCAGUGUGCUCUCUUCAAGAUGGAACCAUUAUUGGACAACCAUUGACAGCUUUGACUUUGAUGAUAAUACCUUAUGCCACCUAACACAAGCAAAUGACAAUCCUGGAGGAUUUAUGAUGUUUAUCGAAAGAGUACUUGAACGUUGUGAUGCACCUAACAUUAAAAAGUUCCGGUUAAGUUGGUACCGGUCUGUGGAUGUACAUUGUCUCCGUGCUUUCAUUUCCUUUGCUUUGAGUCGAAAUGUUCAGGAGCUUGAACUGGAAAUUCGGUUCUGUCGCGUUGUUGAGUUGCCUCUAGAACUUUUUGUGAGCAAAUCUCUGGAAAAGAUGAAGCUCAGGGUGGACUACCUCUUUAAUGUUCCUCUUCUUGAGGAUUAUUUUCCAAGUCUCAAGUCACUCCAUGUUGAGUUCUUGUACCCAGAUCAUCCAAAUUUUAAUUUCUGUCAGAAGCUUCUCUGUCGUUGUCCACAGCUUCAAGAGUUGGUAAUAGAUGUGAGAUCAUAUUACAAGAAGCAUAUACUAUAUAAGAUUUCUGGUACUGCUAUUAAGAGGUUGACGCUAAUGGUUCGUGCCAAGUCAGAUCAGGAUAUCCAGCAUACAUUUGAAAUAACUGCUCCAGUGCUCGAGAAAUUAUACAUCAUGGAUGAUACGUGUCAUUUUUUCUUAGUGGGUUCGUUUCCACAGCUCAAAAGAACAGUCAUUGACUUGAGGAAUAUUGAGAUAUAUGAGAGAACCAUGUACCAGAUGGAUCGUGCAGUUCAGAUUCUAUCAGGGAUUACCAGCACCAAAUAUCUAUCAUUGUCUCUUGCUGCAACUCUGAUAGUUCAGUAG